Molecule: messenger RNA, 519 nt
Organism: Miscanthus lutarioriparius
Lineage: Eukaryota; Viridiplantae; Streptophyta; Magnoliopsida; Poales; Poaceae
Source: the annotation of a GenBank genome assembly
AUGGCGAGGACUCUGCUCCAGCCCAACUCCUACACCGGCGCGCCGGCGACCUCCCUCCUCCUCCUCCUACUCGUCGUCGCCGCCGCCGUCGCCGCAGUCGUCGUGUCUCUCUGCACCAGCGCCAAGAACGCGAGGCCACGGAAGCAGCGCCGGUCGUCCUCCCUGGCGCCGGCGCCGCAGCAGGAGCAGGACGGCGGUGGCGCCGGCAUCAGCAGGAACAAGCAGCUGCUCGCCAGCCUCAGCGGCAUCGGCGUCAAGGCGGCCACGGUGGCCAAGAUGGUCUCGUGGAACCGGCGCUCGCCGCCGGCGAGUGGCUGGAGCAGCGGCGACGAUGACGUCGGCCCCGACGGCGACGGCACCGCGGAGGAGGAGGCGCUGUGGAAGAAGGCCAUCAUCUUGGGCGACAAGUGCCGCCCGCUCGAGUUCUCCGGCCACAUCACCCACGAUUCGGACGGCAACCCGAUGCAGCCUCAACCGUCGGCGAUCAACAAGGGCGACGAUGCGGAGGCCGAGGGUUAG